Messenger RNA from Caenorhabditis bovis, 1011 nucleotides. Lineage: Eukaryota; Metazoa; Nematoda; Chromadorea; Rhabditida; Rhabditidae. The record is from the annotation of a GenBank genome assembly.
AUGUCGUCCCCUGCUCCGAAGAAAGGUUCUGCUUUCACACCAGUUCUGACACAAUUCAACCAUACUCUUCAUCUUAUCGAGGACUACCAUGGACAAUUGACACGGAACUCGGUGCAAGAGCUUCGAGGAAUCUUGGAAAUGCUCAUCAAUUGUUUUAAAUCAAAUCUUUUUUAUACGCUCUUAGACCUUCGCGAGCUUUGUACGGGAACAUUGUUCAAUGACAAGAAGUCGUACAUUCAGAAGAUUAUCGAGGUUAAACAGGCGUUGGUAAAAUUUGAGAAGCAUCCCGGACUCAUCAGUAAGCCAUUCACGACAUCGUUCGCGUUAACUCCGACUGAUCUUGGAAUCAUGGCGAUCGCGCCAGAAGGUGGAGUUUUUCCGCAGUUGAAUGGUGGAAGUGGAGUGAUCGCGACAACCGUUUCGGCCACUAAUCAACACACGGAGAACAAUAGGGAAAGAUCCCAUCGUCAAACGCAGUCUGAAGAUGAAAAUUCGAGAGAGACGUCGAACGCGGUGGAAAGAAGCAUGGUGGAAACGACUCAACCUCGAACUGAGCGUCGAAGCGAGACCAUAACCAUUGGCGCACUUUUGCAACAGAAUAAUGGUUAUAUCGACUUUCAACAAUCGCGCAAUUCGGCUUUUUUGAGACCCAACUCGGUCCACGAUUUCAAAGCUCCGUUUGAUGCCGCGGCGCAUCCGGUGAGCCGCCCAAGUACGGUGCCGUCAUAUCCACUGGAGUCGAGAACGGCUUCGGUUGAAAGCCGACAAAGUCGUUUCGCGGCCGCCAAUGUCGGACAGACAACGGAAAUUUCAAGAGUGCAGUCUGUUCCACUUUUAAACGCCGCACUACAGCAAGGCCCUUCAACAUCCACCGCAGGCGAGCAAAAUGAAAAGGAUGCUGAGGAGCUUUCGAGCGCCGCUGAACCACCAAGGAAUAAGCGCUUCAAAAGUCCAAUUGGAGCGCCCGCCGCAAAGAAACCAACUGUGACUAUUUGGAGGCCAUAUUCAUGA